AUGGGGGUGCCGAGCGACGACGCUGUGUUGAUCCAGAAAGGGAAGAAACUGGGUGAGCCAUAUGUAAUAACGGUGAAUUGUCCGGACAAGACUGGCCUUGGCUGUGAUAUAUGUCAUAUUAUUCUCGAAUUCGGACUCUACCCUACCAAAGCAGAUGUUUCAACAGAUGGGAUAUGGUGUUAUGUAGUAUUGUGGGUGAUCCCUCAUCCCAGCUCACCUUUUGUGAAAUGGGCGAAUUUGAAAGAGCGGCUUCUGUCAGUAUGUCCAUCAUGUACAACAUCAAUUUAUUGGAACCCACCAUCUCCACGACCCUCAUCUUCACCCAUUUACCUGCUGAAGUUUUGUUGUUGCGAUAGGGGGGGAUUAUUACAUGAUGUUACUCGAGCCCUUGAUGAGCUUGAGCUAUCAAUUCAAAGAGUAAAAGUGACCACAACACCGGACGGGUGUGUUCUAGACCUCUUCUUCAUCAGAGAUAACUUGGAGCUCUUACACACGAAAGAGAGACAAAAUGAAACUUGCGAGCAGUUGCAUGCAGUUCUCGGUGAAUCAUGUAUGAGUUGUGAACUACAGUUAGCAGGCCCUCAAUACGAUAAUCUUCUGGGUAUAUCUUCUACGUCUUCCGUUGUCGCUGAAGAGUUAUUUAGAUGCACACUAUCGGAUAAGGAAAUUCGCUCACAGGCUCUUAGCCCAGAUGUCAGAGAGUUGAAGAAAGCUAGUGUGAUUAUUGACAAUUCAUUGAGUCCAUCUCAUACAUUGCUUCAGAUCAACUGUGUAGAUCACAAGGGUUUUCUUUAUGACAUCAUGAGGACAUUGAAAGACUGCAACAUUCAGAUAGCAUAUGGUCGAUUUUCAACAGUCCAGAAGGGUCACCGAGAACUAGACCUAUUUAUUCGGCAUCAAGAUGGGAAGAAGAUAGUGGAUCCCGAGAAGCAAGAAGCACUAUGCUCCCGUCUAAAGCUGGAAAUGCUUCAUCCACUACGUGUUGUUAUCACAAAUCGUGGUCCAGAUGCAGAACUUUUGGUCGCUAAUCCAGUGGAGCUCUCUGGAAGGGGUAGACCACGAGUUUUUUAUGAUGUUACUUUUGCCCUAAAGAGUCUCGGGAUCUGCGUAUUCUCGGCGGAAAUUGGAAGGCAUUCAGCAGCAGAUCGAGAAUGGGAGGUCUACAGAUUCCUUCUAGAUGAAAACUGCACAUUUGAACUUUCAAGUAUGGUUGUCAGGAGUCAGAUUGCAGACAAGGUUAGAAGAAUACUGAUGGGCUGGUAA
Molecule: messenger RNA, 1263 nt
Organism: Fraxinus pennsylvanica
Lineage: Eukaryota; Viridiplantae; Streptophyta; Magnoliopsida; Lamiales; Oleaceae
Source: the annotation of a GenBank genome assembly